This is a messenger RNA of Harpegnathos saltator (Jerdon's jumping ant), 2184 nucleotides long. Its product is annotated as BTB/POZ domain-containing protein 10. NCBI's taxonomy places the organism in Eukaryota, Metazoa, Arthropoda, Insecta, Hymenoptera, Formicidae. The transcript has 8 exons. The record is from RefSeq and is a predicted model, not a curated record. The coding region runs from base 168 to 1568 and encodes 466 amino acids. Gene Ontology annotation, biological process: positive regulation of phosphorylation. Gene Ontology annotation, molecular function: protein binding. Gene Ontology annotation, cellular component: cytoplasm.
AGCUCUUGCGACUGUCAGCCGCGUAAGUGUCACGAUAUUUCCGUUGGUCUUCCGCACUAAUUGUUCUCAAUGUUGUACGAUAUCGAUCCUUCGGGAAAUAUGCCAUGCGCUUCGCGAGAAGAGUGCUUUGACAUUCCCAGACAGGUUGAGUCAGGUGGUACAACAACAUGACGAAUUCGUCAUCCGAAUGUCAGAAGUAUGUUCACGACAGCAGCAGCGACACUGAAAAUGAUUACAAGGAGAUUGAAGGGAGGGGAAGACACCAUGUGAUUAAGAAUAGACUGAGUUGUGUCGGUGGCUCCGCAAAGCCGAAAUCUUGUCUGGUACAGAGGGAUGGCAGCAGUGAUCGGCAGCAUUGCCAUUCGUUUGGUUCGCUCAACAGAAAUCAUUCGCAGGACGCGAGUCUUGGCAGAUUAUUAUCCCGCUCGCGCAAUAUCUUGAACUCGAGUGACCGGGCUGCAAAAGUUGCAAGAAUCCGGUCCAAUGUCGGUGUGGCAAAGAACCAGCAGCAGAGCCAAAGUAGCAGCAGCAACAGAGAUGGCAUGGCAUCAGGCCCAACGGGGUCUGCCAUCAGCGGAGGAGGAGCCAGCAAUCCGUCAACUAGUGACGAGAGGAUCACCUUGAUUGUCGACAACACUAGGUUCGUCAUCGACCCGGCAUUGUUCACCGCUCAUCCCAACACCAUGCUGGGCCGUAUGUUCAGUUCCGGGGUGGAGUACGCGCAACCAAACGAACGCGGCGAAUACGAGGUCGCAGACGGCAUCUCCGCCAUGGUGUUCCGCGCUAUUCUCGAGUACUACAAGGGCAAUGUGAUUCGUUGCCCGCCGACCGUGAGCGUACAAGAGCUGCGAGAGGCGUGCGAUUACCUACUGGUGCCGUUCGAUGCCAGCACCGUCAAGUGCCAGAAUCUACGUGGCUUACUGCACGAGCUGUCGAACGAAGGCGCGCGUUGUCAGUUUGAGGUGUUCUUGGAGGACCUGAUCCUGCCGCUGAUGGUGAACAGCGCGCGACGUGGCGACCGCGAAUGUCACAUCGUCGUUUUGCUCGAGGAUGACGUGGUCGACUGGGACGAGGAGUAUCCACCGCAGAUGGGCGAGGAGUACUCGCAAACCGUCAACAGCACGGCGAUGUAUCGCUUCUUCAAGUACAUCGAGAACCGAGACGUGGCGAAGCAAGUGAUGAAGGAGCGCGGGUUGAAGAAGAUCCGGCUAGGCAUCGAGGGCUACCCGACCUACAAGGAGAAAGUCAAGAAGCGCGCCGGCGGGCGCGCCGAAGUCAUUUACAACUACGUGCAACGACCCUUCAUCCAUAUGUCCUGGGAAAAGGAGGAAGCGAAGAGCCGUCACGUGGAUUUUCAGUGUGUCAAGUCCAAGUCUGUCACGAAUCUGGCCGAAGCGACGGCCGACCCUGCCCUAGAUCCCACCCUGACGUUACUGGAGGCGAGUGCACUGCCGCCGAGUCGUCAGGGUGCCGCCGAGCCCUCUCCACCAUUGGCGUACGUAGAUGGAGCCAUGGGCCCCGUGGUCGACCCUGAUUUGGACCCGUUGCCGGCCGACGAGCUUCAGUAAAUCGUCUUAUAACUAGUCGAAGCCUUGUGUCGAGCUCUGGGACACCCGAAGUUGAAGGGAAGGGUAACACGGACGUUUGACGACUCAUGCGGAAAACUUGGGAUUCGACGUUGACUUCAUUCUCGUCAAGUUUCCCCCUCUGAGGUUUUCGACUGCCCGAUCGAGCCCACAAGCGAAUCUCCCCCCUCUCUCUUUUUCUUUCGGCCGGUUUGGGACUUUUUGACGCCACUGGGUCUCCUGGAUCUCCUGGCUUAAAACGAAGAAAAGACUUGUUGAGAUUCAAAGUGGAUGUCUUCGUGUAGUAUCUUUUGUGAUAGCCUUUCUUAGGUGACAAUUCAUCGUCGUAUUAAUUAUCGUGAAAAUACAGCCUCUGGUGUUCUCCCCCCUGCCCCCCUCGCCUCUACGAGUCCUGCCACCCCACCGACGCCUAUGCGGUGUUUUGCAGUCUUGUAUAUAAGUGUGUUUAGAUUUAAGACUCUCUUCGAUUAAUGUAUUAUUAUUAUUAUUAUUAUAUCUUCUUCUAUACUGCUUUAACGUUUUAUACCGUUUAAUAAUAAUUAAAUUAACAAUAUGAAAAGUGAUUGAUAAAUAAACUUGAAUACGAUUUCGCAGUAAA